CUGCUAGAAGAGUACGCAAACAGCGACCCCAAACUGGCACUUACAGGCAUCCCCAUCGUCCAGUGGCCCAAGAGAGAUAAGCUGAAGCUCCAGGCCCGGCUGAGGGUGCGCCUGCCCACCAUCCCCAUCACCAAGCCACACACCAUGAAGCCAACCCCUCGCCCGACACCCGUCAGGUCCACGGUGUCUCCCAUCGUGUCCGGCGCCCGGCGGAGGCGGGUGCGGUGCCGAAAGUGCAAGGCGUGCAUGCAGGGCGAGUGUGGCAUGUGCCACUACUGCAGGGACAUGAAGAAGUUCGGCGGCCCUGGCCGCAUGAAGCAGUCCUGUGUCCUGCGGCAAUGCUUAGCGCCCAGGCUGCCUCACUCGGUCACGUGUGCACUUUGUGGGGAGGUGGAUCAGAAUGAGGACUCGCAGGACUUUGAGAAGAAGCUCAUGGAGUGCUGCAUCUGCAAUGAGAUUGUGCACCCUGGCUGCCUGCAGAUGGAUGGGGAAGGGCUGCUCAACGAUGAGCUCCCCAACUGCUGGGAGUGCCCCAAGUGCUACCAGGGUGACGACGCAGAGAAGGGACAGAAGCGGAAGGUGGAGGAGAGCGACGACGACACGGCGCAAGCCAAGGUGCUGCGGCCCCUGCGGAGCUGCGAGGAGCCCCUGACCCCCCCUCCCAACUCUCCCACCCCAAUGCUGCAGCUGAUCCACGACCCAGCAUCACCUCGGGGCAUGGUGACACGCUCAUCCCCAGGAGCCGGCCCCAGCGACCACCACAGCGAGGAGCGCUUCAAGCGGCGGCAACUGCUGCGGCUCCAGGCCACCGAGAGAACCAUGGUGAGGGAGAAGGAGAACAACCCCAGUGGCAAGAAGGAGCUGUCGGAGGUGGAGAAGGCCAAGCUGCACGGCUCCUACCUCACCGUGACGCUCCAGCGCCCCACCAAAGACGUCCACGGCACUUCUAUCGUCCCCAAGCUGCAGGCCAUCACGGCUUCCUCCACCAACCUGCAGCACUCGCCACGCGUGGUCAUGCGUCACGCACCCACCAGGAUGCCCCUGCGGGGCGGGGGUGAGGAGGAAGCGGCCGGCCGAGGGGGCCGGGCGCAGGAGGGCGACGAGGGCUGCAUGCAGCGCGAGGUGUGGAUGUCAGUCUUCCGCUACCUCACCCGCAGGGAGCUCUGCGAGUGCAUGCGGGUGUGCAAGACCUGGUACAAGUGGUGCUGUGACAAGAGAUUGUGGACAAAGAUCGAUUUGAGCCGGUGCAAGUCCAUCACCCCGCAGGCACUGAGCGGCAUCAUCAAACGACAGCCCGUCAGCCUCGACCUCAGCUGGACCAAUAUCUCCAAAAAGCAGCUCACGUGGCUCGUCAACAGGCUCCCAGGCCUGAAAGACCUCAUCCUAGCGGGCUGUUCCUGGUCUGCGGUCUGUGCUCUCAGUACCUCCAGCUGCCCCCUUCUCAGGACCCUCGAUCUUCGGUGGGCAGUAGGAAUCAAGGACCCUCAGAUCCGGGAUCUACUCACGCCUCCAACAGACAAACCCAGUCAGGACAAUCGCAGCAAGCUCCGGAACAUGAUCGAUUUCCGGCUCGCCGGGCUGGACAUCACGGACGCCACGCUGCGGCUCAUCAUCCGCCACAUGCCCCUGCUCUCCCGCCUCGACCUCAGCCACUGCAACCACCUUACGGACCAGUCGGCCAAUCUCCUCACGGCCAUGGGCUCCUCCACGCGCAACUCUCUCACCGAGCUCAACAUGGCAGGGGGGGGCUGCAAUAAGCUGACGGACCAGGCCUUGCUGUACCUGCGCCGCAUCUCCAACGUCACCCUCAUCGAUCUGCGAGGAUGCAAACAGAUCACCCGCAAAGCCUGUGAGCACUUCAUCUCGGACCUGUCCAUCAACAGCCUCUACUGCCUGUCCGAUGAGAAGCUGAUCCAAAAAAUCAGCUAG
Nestor notabilis (Kea) is the source of this 1929-nucleotide messenger RNA. Its product is annotated as lysine-specific demethylase 2A-like. The record is from RefSeq and is a predicted model, not a curated record. Gene Ontology annotation, molecular function: protein binding; zinc ion binding; histone demethylase activity. Gene Ontology annotation, biological process: protein demethylation; regulation of transcription by RNA polymerase II. NCBI's taxonomy places the organism in Eukaryota, Metazoa, Chordata, Aves, Psittaciformes, Psittacidae.